Periconia digitata is the source of this 925-nucleotide messenger RNA. Lineage: Eukaryota; Fungi; Ascomycota; Dothideomycetes; Pleosporales; Periconiaceae. The record is from the annotation of a GenBank genome assembly.
AUGAAUUUGACCUUUAGCCUCCUCCUCACGACAACGACAACACCACCCGUCAAGCCCAUACUAACCAUCAGCACAAUGGCCGGCUCCACCGUACCCACCAAGAACGACAUCGCUGUCCCCGAGUCGAUUCUCAAGAAGCAGAAGGCCAGCGCAAAGGCCAACGAGUCCCGCGCUGCCGAUCUCAAGAAGAAGCGAGAGGCCAACAAGAAGAAGCGCGCCGUCAUCUCUGAGCGCGCUCAGAAGUACACCGCCGAAUACCGCAAGGCCGAGCGUGAUGUCGUCGAGGCUAAGCGCAAGGCCAAGCAGAACGACUCUUUCUACGUUCCUGCUGAGCCCAAGCUCGCUUUCGUUGUCCGUAUCAAGGGUAUGAACAAGAUUGACCCCAAGAAGCGCAAGACCCUCCAGUUGCUCCGUCUCCUCCAGAUCAACAACGGUGUCUUCGUUAAGCUCACCAAGGCUACCAGCGAGAUGCUGAAGAUCGUCGAGCCCUUCGUUGCCUACGGAUACCCCAACCUCAAGACCGUCCGCGAGCUCGUCUACAAGCGUGGCUACGGAAAGGUCAACAAGCAGCGCCUCCCUCUCUCCGAGAACGAGGUCAUCGAGCAGAACCUUGGCCAAUUCGGCAUCGUCUGCAUUGAGGAUCUCAUCCACGAGAUCUACACCGUCGGCCCCAACUUCAAGCAGGCCUCCAACUUCCUCUGGCCCUUCAAGCUUUCCAACCCCACUGGUGGUUUCCGUCCCCGCAAGUUCAAGCACUUCAUCGAGGGUGGUGAUCUUGGCAACCGUGAGCACUUCAUCAACCAAUUGGUCCGCCAAAUGAACUAGAUUAUUGGUUGAUAUUUGAUGAUCAUAAGAUAUCAUGAGGGCUAUUCGGAGGAGACCAGCUGCGAGUGUUGCACAGGAAAGGAAAAAUUCCGUGCCAACU